This is a messenger RNA of Meloidogyne enterolobii, 408 nucleotides long. The record is from the annotation of a GenBank genome assembly. Lineage: Eukaryota; Metazoa; Nematoda; Chromadorea; Rhabditida; Meloidogynidae.
UUAAAGAUGAAGCAUGAAAUAUUUUUUAAAUUAUUCGUAUUAAUUUUAACUUCAAUUUUGGUUGAAAACAAGCAAAAUAAGCAAUUAUUAAAGGAUAAAUCCAAUUUUAUUUUUUUAACAUUUUCUAAUGAUUCUGACAGUAAUUUGGAAGUAAAUCUGGUUUUGGGAGAGAAGGAUUUACAUAAAAAACAAUUAAUCUUAACAUCUAAACACCAUAAAAGUGAAUCAGAAACGGCCAAAGUGACUGUAAAUUAUACAGUGAGAAAGGAAUCGUCUCCUAUAGGCCUUUUUGGCACCUCAAGUCUUUUUUCCUCAGCUGCGACUGAAUUGCCUUUGGUUAAAGCAAAAACUAUAAAAUUAUCUGAGAGUGUUGGAAAUGUUGGUGAGGAAAUAAAAAUAAAAAUUUAA